Molecule: messenger RNA, 2686 nt
Organism: Malurus melanocephalus (red-backed fairy wren)
Lineage: Eukaryota; Metazoa; Chordata; Aves; Passeriformes; Maluridae
Gene: PLCXD1
Product: phosphatidylinositol specific phospholipase C X domain containing 1
Exons: 8
Coding region: 491-1486 (331 amino acids)
Biological process (GO): lipid metabolic process
Molecular function (GO): phosphoric diester hydrolase activity
Source: RefSeq, a predicted model, not a curated record
CUGGAAGACAAAUGUCUCAUGCAGCAUCUCAAAUACUCUACAUUUUGAAAAAAACAUCAUAAACCUUUAAUUCAUCUGAACAAAUCAACAGAUUUCUCUCAGACUGAGAGUAUCACACUUUGGUAUGCCAAAGUGUUUAAAUAGAUAMAGUCCAGUUUAAGGCUCUGUGACUGCUGCCACUAUGGCUAACAAACCAGGAAUGUYACUCUGAUCCACAGCUGUAAAUCAGACCUGCAUUUCCAUCAGUCUCCACGCUGAUGCAUCUGCCUGUUUUGACUCACUCAGAUGUUACCAGCUUCAGACCUCUUCAGUACUGAAUGCUUCCAAACCUGAUAACCUCUUUCUCGAAAAGCUUUUUGGAGAGCUUGCCAAGAUUUCUGCCAGGUGCCAUCAUAAGUGAAUUUCACCAGAGCUGAUGGCCUGAGAAGCUUUGUUGGACAGACACAGCAGGAAAUUAAGAACACCACAUGAAGUCCCAGAGCACAUACUAAUGGAAGGCCCUUUGCAAACCAUUGUUCACAUGUGCCAUGAAAAUGGUCARUGGAUGUCACGAUUACCAGAGAAGCUCUGGGAUAUCCCCCUSUAUAACUUAGCUCUUCCAGGGAGUCAUGACACUAUGACCUACUGUUUGGAUAAAAGCUCYGCUGUGAGUGGCAAUGAGUCCAAGCUGGUGAAGUUUUUAAGCAAAUGUAUGCCYUGCAUUGUGCACCCCAUUAUCAUGAAGUGGUCUAUAACACAGGUCCUGACUGUGACGGAGCAACUUGAGGCUGGAGUUAGAUACCUGGAUUUCAGGAUYGCCCACAAGGCUAAUGAUCCAUCUAUGAAUUUGUACUUCGUGCAUAUGGUUUACACAACUGUUACUGUACAGGAUAUUCUGUGGGAAAUAYUAAGGUGGUUAGAAACUCAUCCUGAGGAAGUUGUUAUCAUAGCCUGCAGGAAUUUUGAUGGAUUAACCAAGAGACUUCAUAAUCAUCUUGUUGCCUGUAUAAAAGAGAUUUUCCAGUGUAAACUCUGUCCCAGAAAUGUGGUGCCAACACUGCGGACCCUGUGGCGCCUCGGCCAUCAGGUCAUAGUGUCGUACGAGGAGGAGGUGGAACUGGGGAAGCACUGUGAGCUGUGGCCCCCGAUCCCAUACUGGUGGGGAAACAAAACAUCCACUCGUGCUCUCAUCCGGUAUUUGGAGCGCAUGAAGCGGAUGGGCCGUCCAGAAAAAUUCUUUGUAGCAGGGAUUAACCUUACUGAAAAUUUAAGGUAUAUUCUCGUACACCCAUUUGGAUCKUUGAAGAAAAUGACACUCCAGAGUCUUCCAUUCUUGAAAAUAUGGAUAAAGCAGCAGCGUCCAGGACCAAAAAAAAAAUGUAUUAACAUCAUUGCUGGAGACUUUAUAGGAAACAAUGAUUUUGUCAAAGAUGUGAUAGAACUUAAUACAAAAAUUAAUCCUCCAUUGCCCUGUCAAAGUAGAGAAGGUGAAACMAAUAGCAUUUAAUUAUCAGCUUCUUAAUCUGUGAAAAGCUGAAAAGGCUUUGUCUGCAUUUAUUGUGUGCUGCUGUAAACAUCCUGAAUCCCAUAAAGGUCCAGUUCACUUAAGACAGACCUGUUUUAAAGGCUCAGCAAGAAAAGGUCUCACAACAUUGUCAGAGUUUUGAGACCUUUGCACAGGAAAGAGCAGGUGUACCUUGCUGCAGUCUCUACAGAACUAUGGUAUAGGGGUAAUUUUUUUCAGAGGUGCUUUGAUUCUGCAGCAGCUGGCAAUACUCAACCUUAUUUUACACAGGACUAAGAAGGAGAAGUAUGUCAGUAGCUGCAUGAAUUAUUUAGUGGUAAGAUUUUAUCUUUCUUAUAAUUGUAAGGAUAUUCUGCACUACUUGCAACCCCAAUUCUUACUCUUUUUGACUUGUUCGUUUUUACAGUUUGUGUCAAAUAAACAAAAGGAACAACUAAGAAGUAUUUUUGAUAUACCAAAGGUGCUGUACUGACAAUCAAAUUUGACAUGAUUUUAUAUAUACACCAAUGUGCUGAGUAUCACUUGGGAGCCCCCUUACCAACAGGACAGCCACAAAAUUAUUUAGGAUUUGUAAGAGGUAGUUGUAUUUGCACACUUAGUCAUGGCAGUUCUGGAGGGAUAAAGAUACCAAAACUAGGCCCUUAUACAGUUUUGUCUGUGGCGAUGAAAUGUUUUAUUAGGUGUUGCCAAAAUAUGCCUUACACUGAAAAUAAACMCAGUGGAAACAAAUUCCUGAUCUUAACUUAAACUCCUCUAGAAAWACAGAUUCUUGGAUUCUAUCAUGCUCAUUUGGGGUUUCACACCUGGUAUUUUAUUUAGCUAUUUUAAUAGCUCUGUAAUUAUUUUUCCUCUCACUCAGUAGUUUUUGCUUAUGUCAAAACUAAGAGGUUUAUGCUGUAUCCCAUUGCAUAUUAAUUCUGUUUUUCUAAAUGAACUGUGUAAUAAYAGAUGACCAUGAAGGCAACAGAAAAGUCAAGCAUCAGGACUAAAACAAAACCAGUUAUUGUGUAUAGUUCACUAUGCAACUUCAUCCAUUUACCUCACUUUUUAAAUGCACUUUAUAUUCAAAAACUAAAUCCAGAUGUCUGACAAGAUGCUAAUGUUUGCACAAGUUUUUCUGCCUAUCUUUUUGCCCUCUUCUGUACCCAUGUUACUCUAAUAAAACUUGAUCUCUCUGUGUAA